AUGACCGAGCCCGAGAACUUUGAGGAGGAUCUCUUCGCCGACCUCUACGACGAUGAUACCCCCGCGAAGGCGGCUGCCGCCCCGGAGCCCGCCGCGGCGCCCGCUCCUGCCGCAGCUCCCGUUCAGACCCAUGACACAUACGCCGAGCCGCCUCCUUCAGCCGAGCCAGACCACGGUGCCGAUGAUCAGAUGAGGUACGAAGACGAGGAUGAUGAUGAUGAGGUAGACUUCAACCUCGGUGGUGGAGGUGGAAGUGGCGGUGGAGGCGCGACGACCUCCCACGCGCCUCCGUCAAACGGAAUGGGCGCGGUUAAGCACGAGGAGCCAACAUACUCAACGAGCACGGCCAAGAACCCUAGUGCCAAGGAAGACGGGUAA
Molecule: messenger RNA, 378 nt
Organism: Colletotrichum chrysophilum
Lineage: Eukaryota; Fungi; Ascomycota; Sordariomycetes; Glomerellales; Glomerellaceae
Exons: 2
Coding region: 1-378 (125 amino acids)
Source: RefSeq, a predicted model, not a curated record